AUGCGCGCGGCUCCCCCCCCCCCCACCGGUGCCAAGAGCGGCCCGCGGGCAUCACGUGGGUCCGGUCCGCUGCCGCGCGGCGCUCCGCGUGUGCCGGGUCCGCGGGACGCAGCCCUGGGUGCAGCAGGGGAGCGCCGAAUCAUCGCUGUCUCGCUUCCCCCCCCCACUCCGAGGCGGAGCGGCGCUCGGCUGCCUUGCCCUCCAUGGUGUCCGUGCCGCCUGCUCCCAGUUCCCUGCAUGGCUCGGCCGCCUCCGGACCCGCAGUUUGUGCUGAGAGGAAGCGGUGCCGCUGUCCACGCGCUGCAUUUUGCCUGCGCAGGUGAAGAACCUGAUGUCCCCGUUCUCUUCUCUGGGUCUGAGAAUGGGUUUAUCCAUGUCUGGAACCUGAAAACUCACAGAGUGGAUGCAGCCCUGGAUGGCCACGGAAGAAAAUCGGUGUGCUGGUUGGAAACGAUGGAUGGUAAAGACAAGCUCCUCAGUCAAGGUCGCGACCAGAGGAUCUGCCUGUGGGACUUAGCAGAGGGACGGGCUUCAGUGACGGAUUCUGUCUGCACGGAGCACGUGGGAUUCUGCAGAUGUUCUCUGUUAAAGGUGGCACCGGGACGCUGGCUAAUGGCCAUGGCAGCCAAGGCCCUGGAGGAGGUUCAGGUUUUGGAGCUGCCAUCCAAGACGUCAGUCUGUACCUUGAAGCCAGAGGUGGGUGCCAAGCUGGGCAUGCCCAUGUGUCUGAAGUUAUGGCAGGUCAACUGUGGUUCACAGCCGUCGCUUCUGGCUGGCUAUGAAGAUGGAUCAGUGCUCCUUUGGAAUUUGUCAACAGGAAAAGUGUUAAGCCAACUUAUUUGCCACCAGGAGCCGGUGAUGAGCCUUGACUUUGACUCGGAGAAGGCCAAAGGGAUCUCGGGCUCAUCCGAAAAGGUGCUUAGCAUCUGGAGCCUCAAUGAGCAACAGAACCUGCAGGUUCAAAAAACGCACAGCCUUGUCAACGCUGGCAUAUCUGAUAUCACCAUCCGUCCAGACAAGAAGAUUUUAGCAACGGCCGGGUGGGAUCAUCGCGUCAGGAUCUUCGGCUGGAAAAAACUGAAGCCCUUAGCAGUGCUUAACUACCACACAGCAACUGUCCAUUGCGUGUCCUUCUCAGACCACAAAAACCCCAGUGAGAGACUGCUGGCAGCUGGUGCAAAAGAUCACCGCGUCAGUAUCUGGUCCAUAUAUACUCAGACGUGAUACGUUCUGCGCUGUCAUGCACUAGGAAAGUAGGAUCGAUGAAGCAAUUCCUCACACUGUAAUUCAAACCCGGAUCUGGGGAAGUAGUAGAAUGUUUUUCCAGGCUGAGGUGAGUCCCUGGAAAUGGCUAGAUUAAAUUUUUUUAUGCUGCUUGUUCAUGUGGAAAGUUCUGUCUCCCAGAGAGGGGAGUUGACUUCUAAAAUUUAUAACAAGUGGAGCAAGGCCAGUCGUGAACAAAGACAGAGGACAAGUUCUGCUGCAGGUUUUGCAACAGCUUUUCUUUGGCAUGUUGCUAAAAUAACUUGGGCCAAUUUCUGGAAAAAGAACUGGAAUCUCUCAGACUUCUGUGGGGGCAGAACAUCUCUGUUCAUAAGAGCCUGUAUCAGUGUAAAAUAUCACUCUUCUGUGAGAACUUACACCCAUUAAAGCACCUCCAGUGGUUUUUCA
Messenger RNA from Numida meleagris (helmeted guineafowl), 1671 nucleotides. RefSeq names its product G protein subunit beta 1 like (gene GNB1L). The record is from RefSeq and is a predicted model, not a curated record. Gene Ontology annotation, molecular function: protein binding. Lineage: Eukaryota; Metazoa; Chordata; Aves; Galliformes; Numididae.